AUGAUCGUGCUGAAGUAUCAUCAAUGUAUUGAUCCAAAGGGCAUCAAUCAUCUCUGGAGAAGCCAUCCUGAUGAUCUCAGAUAUAUAUUCUCCCAUGGAUUAUUGUUUGCCAUCAAUGACACAUACAAAAAACUUAUAAAUUCCUAUCUCAAAGAUGACAAACAAUCAAAAAAUGCAUUCAUAGCAGGAGGUUUGGCUGGGAUGACUCACUUAUUUUUAAACUAUCCUUUCCUAGUAGCAAGAUUAAAACUAAAAGACCCUGAAUAUAAGAGAAUUUCUCUUUUUGAGAACACUUUCGCAACCUAAUUCAUCAGAAUCAUCAAAACAGAGGGAAUCCUUACAUUAUAUAGAGGAUUUCCACUUUCAUUAUUGAGCACUGCAAUUUAUAGAGCAAUAUAUUUUGGAGGCUACAAUCAUUUCCAAAAGUACUUGCAAGUGAUUCCUUUCUUUAACAACAUAAUAACCAAAAUAGCAUUAUCAUUUGUAAUAACUACUAUUGCAGAAAUAGUGUCAUACCCUUUGGAAUAGCUGACUCCUAAGAAAACAAGAACCUAUUAUAAUGAGAUGACUGAAAUCAUUGGCAAGUAUAGAACCAUGAGAGGGUGUUUAGCAAUUGUAUUUUAUGGAGAGCUAUUUUCUAUAUAUGAUAAAGUGAUGGCUUCAUUUAUAUUGGAUAGAGAUGAAUUAAAUUUAUGA
This is a messenger RNA of Paramecium tetraurelia, 696 nucleotides long. RefSeq lists its product as uncharacterized. Gene Ontology annotation, cellular component: mitochondrial inner membrane. The transcript has 2 exons. Lineage: Eukaryota; Ciliophora; Oligohymenophorea; Peniculida; Parameciidae. Gene Ontology annotation, biological process: mitochondrial ADP transmembrane transport; mitochondrial ATP transmembrane transport. Gene Ontology annotation, molecular function: ATP:ADP antiporter activity. The record is from RefSeq and is a predicted model, not a curated record.